Messenger RNA from Rhinopithecus roxellana (golden snub-nosed monkey), 2379 nucleotides. It is a transcript of the gene PCNP, whose product is annotated as PEST proteolytic signal containing nuclear protein. Bases 55 to 654 code for a protein of 199 amino acids. Gene Ontology annotation, cellular component: nucleus. The record is from RefSeq and is a predicted model, not a curated record. Gene Ontology annotation, biological process: protein ubiquitination; proteasome-mediated ubiquitin-dependent protein catabolic process. Lineage: Eukaryota; Metazoa; Chordata; Mammalia; Primates; Cercopithecidae. The transcript has 5 exons.
CAUUCUUCGGGACCGCUCUAGGCCGCCACCACGCCGGCUGGCCCCAAAAACUCAAUGGUUGCUGGGCGGGGUCGUGACGUCCUUGGCGUGGCUGCAAGGGAGGCCGCGGCGGGGAAAAUGGCGGACGGGAAGGCGGGAGAGGAGAAGCCUGAAAAGUCGCAGCGAGCUGGAGCCGCCGGAGGACCUGAAGAAGAAGCAGAAAAACCUGUGAAAACUAAGACUGUUUCUUCCAGUAAUGGAGGGGAAAGUUCCAGUCGCAGCGCUGAGAAGCGAUCAGCUGAAGAAGAAGCUGCCGACCUCCCAACAAAGCCUACAAAGAUCUCCAAGUUUGGAUUUGCCAUAGGUAGUCAGACGACAAAGAAAGCAUCAGCCAUAUCCAUCAAACUUGGAUCAAGUAAGCCUAAAGAAACUGUUCCAACUCUUGCUCCAAAAACUCUUUCAGUAGCAGCAGCUUUUAAUGAAGAUGAAGAUAGUGAACCAGAGGAAAUGCCUCCAGAAGCAAAGAUGAGGAUGAAGAAUAUUGGAAGGGAUACACCAACAUCAGCUGGACCAAACUCCUUCAAUAAAGGAAAACAUGGGUUUUCUGACAACCAGAAGCUGUGGGAGCGAAAUAUAAAAUCUCAUCUUGGAAAUGUCCAUGACCAAGACAAUUAAAUGAUGUUUUGAAAUUGGGGUGUGGGGUGGGUGUAAAGUUAAAAGGAACAGUUUCCUUUUUUAAAGAAUGGUAUAAGACUAUCUUUGGAGCCGCUUUUUUUUUCUUUUUCAUUUUUUUAAAAGAUUGAGUGGUACACUAAUAAAUGAGAGUUUGAAAUUAGAGGUAAUUUAUGUUUUAUAUACAGAUUUCAAGACAUUUGCUAAUUUUGUAGUUUCAUGUGAUUAGUUUCCAAAGGUUACAGAUAAUAAAGAAAUCAGAAAUGGUACCUUUUUAAGAAUUGCAUAUUUUUUUAGACACAACUAUUAGCACAUUAAGAGGGAAGCAAAAAGUUAUUGUCUAUUUAAAACUGCAAGCAGUUACUCUCUUAACUCCCUUAUUACCCAAACUUGUCUGGCUCCCAGGAACAGCCUUAUAGAGAGAGGGAGUAUUGUAUUGGGAGGAAAAUGUUACUGAACUAUUCACUGAAAGUAAAUUUAGAUAAAAUACAGCUUUUUUCCUUAUGGGCAUUUGUUUUGUUUCAAGUCAUCAUAAACAAGGUAUUGCAUUGCUAUCAGUGGAUACAGAUGCUUAGCUCUUAAAAGAAUUUUUUUUUUUAAUGUAAACUGUUGAAUAUUUGAAAUAGCCCACUUCACCUUAAUGGGUCUUGUCUAUCUUCAUUAGUCUUCAAAGAAAAACCAUUUGCUACCAAAGUAAAUCAGUAUUUUGAAUGUGCUUCUCUUGUUUUUUGUUUAUUAGCUAGUUCCUGUAAGCAUUUCCACCAGAACUUGAGGCAAAUCAUAAGGAAGCUGUUUCUUUUAAAACACAAACCACCACCAAAAAUUUAAAUGUACAUAUUGCUUAAAUAUUUGGCUGUUUUUAUUUUUAAAAGGUAUAAACACCAAAAAAAAAAAAUAAUAACAUUGUAUGAAGAUGGAAAACAAGAAGAUGCACUUUCUGUAGCCUUGUCUAAGGAUUUAAAUUACUAACUUGUGAACUCCAAUUUGAAUUGAACUUAACUAUCAGCUUUCUUACUAGUAAAAUUGUAUGGUUUAUGUUAAAUGCGUACGUAUUGACCAGCGGCCUCUGAAAAAGCACAUUUUAGAUACUGAAAUUGAAGGAAAGAAAAUGCAUCUUCAAACAUUUUUUGGAAUCUCACCACAUGUACUUUGUUAGAUUUGUGUAUUGUAGGGUGUUUGUUUUGUAUUUUUGUAUUGUAUAUGAACUUUUUUUUAAAUGUGACAGUUAAACACAUCUUUAAAAGCAUAGUCACAGACAAAAGAAGCAUACAGUAUAAAAAUUUCCUUGAAAACUCCUACAAUAUUAUAUUUGGAGGCAGCUUCAGAUUGUUUUAUUGGUGGUAACUGCUUGCUGAGGUCUUUUAGUUGGUAAUAACUCCAGAGAAGCAGCCUGUGUAUAUUCCUAACAUUUUGUUCACUAGCAUUUAAGUUUAGAAUAAGCCCAAGUAAAACGAUGGAAAUGUAUAUAGAACUCUUAGUUCUUACAUGAUUUAAUUAUAUCAAGAUACAUGAAUUUAACUUACUUUAAUGUAGGCAAACUAUCCUUUUUUUGUCCAUUUUCCUAUUUGUUAAAAUAACAUACCUCUCCUACGUAUUAUUUUCUUGACCCAAAUGAAAUAUUAACCUAAGGUCAAGCUGGGAGAGAGAAAUGACUGAGAUGAAUGUCUUUACUAAAGUACCAAUAAAUUUGUCAAACUCAAUAGUGUGUUUACUUUCUAUUCCAUUUAA